This is a messenger RNA of Closterium sp. Yama58-4, 2772 nucleotides long. The record is from the annotation of a GenBank genome assembly. Lineage: Eukaryota; Viridiplantae; Streptophyta; Zygnematophyceae; Desmidiales; Closteriaceae.
AUGUCGUCCUUCCGCGCUUUCAUGCGACUUGGGCGACUCAAGUUCAUCCCGUACUCGUCAAUGCUCGCGCUCAUGGGCGCACUCUCACGCGACAUCAGCCACCACCACCCUCGCCACCACCACGACUCAUGGUUCAGUUUCCCGGCGAGCUUCGUUCCCGUGGCGCUCUUCGUGGCGUGCACGCACGUCAUGACGCAUUACUACAACGAAUACUUCGACUACGAGGCCGAUCUCGCCAACAAGCAACGCGGAAAGUGGAACGGCGGCUCGGGCGUGCUUCCCGAGGGCCUUCUGCCGCGCUGGCUGGCGCUCGCCGCGGCGAACGUGCUGCUCGUGGGGAGCGUCGUCACGCAGCUCGCAUUCUUCCGAACCCCCGCGCAAUGCGUCGCGUGCGCGACGCUGUUCCUGUCGUGGGCGUACACCGCGCCGCCGUUUAAACUCCACUAUCGCGGUUUGGGCGAAGCGACCGUUGCAGCCGUGCUGACGUGCAGCGUCCCGGUGAUGGGCGCGCUGCAGCGCCGCGACGACAACGCGUUCGUGCUUCCGACGUCGCUGCGCGCGAUCAUCCCGCUGCUGUGCGCGCAGCAGAUGGUGCGGAUGAUGAUCAUGAAUCUCCCCGACAUCGAUUCCGACCUCCAGUGCGGCAAGAUCACGUUGACCGCGCAAUUGGGGCCGGAGCGGGUGGCGCGUUUGUAUAGAUUCACGCAAAACGCGGUUGGUGUCAUGGCAGUGGUCUUGUUCGCGUGCGGGCACAUGACGUGGCCCGUGCUCGUCGCGUUUCUCGUCGCGUCGACCAAGGGGAUCAGCUUGGCGCGUCGCCUGGACACCAUCGUGUUUGCUGGCGUUGGGAUGAAGGCAAGGGACAUGGAUAAAAAAACAGAUGGGGAUCUUUCUGCUGCGGGGAAACUCUUGCACUAUGGAGAUCUUCCGUACCAGGCGACCAUCCACGUGGCGUCAACGGCGCUGAUGCUGGUCGUGGCGCAAGCCGUGGUGCUGUUAAUGCAACGUGAAAUUGCCGGGGAGACGAAAUCGCGUGUUUCUCGCCCGUGGCCCGCGUCUUUUGUUCAAGCGCUGUACAACCCCCGCGCCCACGCUGCACGCACUAUGGCGGCCGAUAAUAACGAGGAUAAUUUGGCGACGCGUGACUCUGCCGAGGGACCAGACGAGUGGACGGAGAGCAACAGGGCGGACACGGGGUUUGUGACACAAACGGGGGAAGAGGAGGAGGCGGAGGCGGAAGCGGAGGGGGAGCAGCAGGAAUACGGGGAAGGGGGGGCGGAGGCGGAAGGCGAGGAGUACGCGGGGGAAGGGGAAGGCGGAGAGGAAGGGGAAGGCGGAGAGGAAGAAGCGGAGGAGGAUACUGGGGAAGAGAACGGUUACGGAGAGCAAGGGGGAGCAGCGGAAGGCGGGGAAGCUGAAUGGGAAGAGGAAGGGGGGGAGGGGGAUGAGGGGGAUGUGGAAGUGUGGGUGGCUGGGCAAGAUGAAGCGGAGGGGGAUGGCGGAGAGGUGGAGGGGGCGGGGGAGUGGGGGGACGCUCAGGGGGGCGGCGAGGGGGAAUGGGAGGAUGCGCGGGAGGGGGGAGAGGGGGACGAGGGGGAUGUGGAGGUCUGGGUGGCUGGGCAGGAUGAUGCGGAGGGGGAUGGGGGGGAAGAGGGGCGUGGGGGAGGUGAGGGAGAAGGAGAGUUAGGAGGGCCUGAAGGGGAAGGAGAGUGGGGUGAGGAAGCGGGAGAAGGGGAGGAAGCGGGGGAGGAGGUGGUGGAGGAAGGCGGUGAGGGGGAGGAAGCGGGGGAGGGGGAGGGGGAGUACCCUGGGUGGGCGAGUGAGGCGCUGCUGUCGUUUCUGGAGGAGCAGGGUGAGAGUGUGGAGGUGCCAAUGUACUGGUCUGCUGUGAAGAAGAUAGUAGCAGGGUACAUCCAAGCCAACGGACUGCAGAAGGGCAGAUGGAUUACGUGUGAUGAUGCGUUACAAGCGCUCUGCGAUACCGAUACAACCACGCAGGCCCAGUUCUAUUACACUCUUGCCACGCACUACCCCUUUAAGAGCUCUAUUAAGCCGAGUCCGCGAAAGAGGAAGCGCGGCCGCCCCCCCAAGGCCUCUCGUGACAACCCAUCCGCCACCACCGCUACAGCCGCUGCUACUGCAGCUGCCGAUACCGCUGCCGAAACCAACACCACCCGCUACUCCGAUCCAUUCGCCUCUGACCCAUUCUCCCCGGAUUCUGAUGCUCCUGAAGUCACAGAUCCCUUCGCUCCCUCCCCUUUCGCUCCCUCCCCCUUCGCUCCCUCCCCCUCCGCCCGCUCCUCCUCCUCCGCGUUCCCCCCUGCUGCGCCCGCUCCCCCCCCGGGCCCUGAGUGUGGAUACGCGGCCGUGACGCUGGCGAAUCUGGGGGGCGUGUUUCUGAAGCGACGGCAGCUGGAGGGGCUGCUGGCGGAUGAGGCGUUUGACCGCAAGGUGGUGGGCACGUUCGUCCGGAUCCGUGUGCCGGGACCUGCUAACCAGACAGAGGCAUGUUACCGCCUCGUGAGGGUGACAGGUUGCACGAGCCAGACCGAGAUGUACCCAGUGGGCAAGGGCCUCACCAACAGAGUGUUGCUCAUCAUGAAUCUCAAGACGCCAGAGGCCACGACCAUUGACCUUGUUUCCAAUUCGGACUUCACUGAGGAGGAGUGUCAGAAGCUGCGGCAGUACAUGAAGUGGGGACUCGUGGACCGACUUACUGUGGACGAGGUGGCAGCCAAGGAGAACGAGCUGCACGAGCUCAAAGUGAACGAC